Molecule: messenger RNA, 2044 nt
Organism: Aaosphaeria arxii CBS 175.79
Lineage: Eukaryota; Fungi; Ascomycota; Dothideomycetes; Pleosporales
Product: aldehyde dehydrogenase
Exons: 7
Coding region: 420-1862 (480 amino acids)
Molecular function (GO): aldehyde dehydrogenase (NAD+) activity
Source: RefSeq, a predicted model, not a curated record
UGGAUUCGUCCAAUUGUGGAACCCUGGCUUUUUUGAGAUUGCUCCUAGGGCUUGUGUCUGACGGAGGAAGCGGGGGAUGCUGCGUGAGAGCUACGAUGUUAGGGGUUAUGUCCCCUCUCGCAUGAUGCGUGUCGACGGGCUGGGAUCGGAGCGGAGCUGUGGGUUGUCUUGGUAGAGUUUGGUUGGGUAGGGAGUGCAUGGAACGAUGAGGAGGUCGGAGACAUUUGUUGAUGCUGAAAGGUAUAAAGAGUGGCUGCUUUCCGUCCGUCUUCGAGAUAUCAGAAAAGAGACCAUCAUUUCUUAAACUUCAUCCAUUACCGCUCAAUUCGAAUUCAAUUCAACUCGGAACGCUCAUCGUGACUUCAAACCAAAAGGAUACAGUACAUAGCGAUUGGUUCUGAAAAGUAUCAUUCGACAUCAUGGCACCUCACACGGGACUGUUCAUCAACAACGAGUACAUCGAUGCCACUUCCGGCGAAACCCUCACCAUCCGCAGCCCACAUGACGACUCCCUUGUCGCCGACAACGUGCAAGUAGCCAGCUCUGCCGACGUCGACAAGGCCGUCAGCGCCGCCCGCGCUGCCUUCAAGGGCGAGUGGUCGACAUGGACGCCUGAGCAGCGCCGCGUCGUAAUGAUCAAGUUCGCAGACAUCGUGGAGAAGAACGCGGACGAGCUUGCGCAGUGGGAGACUAAGGCUAUGGGCCAGCCGAUCAGCGUUUCGAGGUCUAUUAUUGGGUUCUUGACCGCGGCUUUCAGGUACUACUCGGGCUGGACGGACAAGAUCCCAGGAGAGCAGUGGCCGGAGAACGAUGGAAGUUACAGAAUCGUCCAGUACGAGCCCAUUGGUGUCUGUGCUGGCAUCGGAGCUUGGAAUGGGUCGCAGAUCUUCUUCGGGUUCAAGAUUGCGGCUGCGGUGGCGGCGGGUUGCACGUUCAUCUACAAGCCGUCCGAGAAGUCGCCAUUGGGUGUGCUUCAGCUCGGUGCUCUGAUCAAGGAGGCUGGUUUCCCUCCAGGUGUCGUUAACAUCCUCUCUGGAGAUGGACGUGUCGGUGCCGCACUGGCGAGCCACAUGGAUAUCAACAAGAUCUCCUUCACUGGCAGUGUCUUCGCUGGUAAGAAGGUCCAGGAGUUGGCAACCAAGAGCAAUCUCAAGCGCGUCGUCCUCGAGCUCGGAGGAAAAUCGCCAUCCCUCAUUUUCGACGACGCAGACCUCGAGAACGCCCUCACCCAUUCCUCGCAGAACUUCCUCUUCAACACUGGCCAGGCCUGCGUUGCAGCGUCCAGGACCUUCAUCCACGAAUCGAUCGCCGACAAGUUUGUCGAGCAACUCAAGGCACGAUUCGAGCAAUUCAAGCACGCAACUGGCGACCCGUCCGACCCAAAGACAUUCCUGGGCCCCUUGGUGGAUGAGAAGCAAUUUGACCGGGUCAUGGAGUUCCUGGAGAUCGGAAAGAAGGAGGCCCAGCUCGUGACCGGAGGCGGCCGCCACGGCGACAAUGGAUACUAUGUCGAGCCCACCAUUUUCUUGAAUCCCGGUGAUGAUGCACGAAUCUACCGGGAAGAGAUCUUCGGACCCGUCAUCACUCUCAGGACGUUCAAGACAGAAGAGGAGGCUAUCAAGCUGGCAAAUGACACUGCCUUUGGACUAUCAGCUUGUGUGUUUACGAGCAGCAUCAGCCGUGCUCUGCGUGUCUCCAAGGCAAUUGAGUCCGGCAUGGUCAACGUCAACUCUUCGCAGACGUUCGGUAUGGAAGCACCAUUCGGAGGGUGGAAGCAAUCUGGGGUCGGAAGAGAGGGUGGCAAGCAAGGUAUAAUGCACUACCUCGAGUCCAAGACCAUCUCUAUCAACAUGAAUGUCUAAGUACGAGAUACGGAGUACAUAAUUAAUUAGUUGCUGUAAUCAUGGCUCGGUGGGGGACGUGAGGAAGGGAAAUUUGACAUUGGCGGUGAGGGCAAAGGAGAGGGAGAAGGGGGGGUUGGAAAGGCCGCAUUGCAUUUGUAGGGCCAAAUUGUGGGUAGUCGGUUUCGCAAUUGUUUAAGCCA